Molecule: messenger RNA, 3792 nt
Organism: Calypte anna (Anna's hummingbird)
Lineage: Eukaryota; Metazoa; Chordata; Aves; Apodiformes; Trochilidae
Gene: GNB5
Product: G protein subunit beta 5
Exons: 12
Coding region: 624-1685 (353 amino acids)
Biological process (GO): G protein-coupled dopamine receptor signaling pathway; G protein-coupled receptor signaling pathway
Cellular component (GO): cytoplasm; heterotrimeric G-protein complex
Molecular function (GO): protein binding; signaling receptor complex adaptor activity
Source: RefSeq, a predicted model, not a curated record
CUUUCCAGUCUUGGCACUUCUCCAGGUUGAACAAUAGCCCUGGGGUUGUCUGUUUUCUAGCCAAAGGGGACAAUGAGAGUCAAUAUGAGCAAAGUUACUCCUGCAGAUCAAGGACAAUUACUGUAAUAAGAAGAGGACGUUUUCAUGGAACUCCCCUUUCAGGGAACAAAAAGCCACAAGGCCGUGUGUGCCACAGCUUUCUCUGGAAACUCCAGCUGCUCCCUGUGCCCAGCCAACCUUUCUCUCUGCACCCAAGCAGGGCUUGCAUGGCUGUGGAGCUGUGCCCAAGGCUCACACCAGCACCACACUGGGAAGUUCUUUGUUCCCUCUGGGGUUUCUGAAACCAGUCCCUUUCAAGGGCUGGAAAAGGCACAGACCCUAAUGUGCUUAUCUGUGUUCACACCACUGCACCUGCCUUGCUGGCAAAAGAGCUGGGACAGAGACCUUCUGGGUGUCCUAGUCUCCUAAUCACCCCAACCCAUGGGGUUCUAAUGGAAUGAUGGACCUGAGCUGGGAUUUGCUGAACCUAGUCAGGGUCUGUCUUCCUAGUCUGGCAUUUUAAAAGGUGGUUGGUAGUGGUCCAUGACUUUUUUCUCUCCUUCCUCCAGAGUGCACAACUUCAGAUGGCAACCGAGGGGCUGCGGGAAAACGAGACCUUGGCAUCGCUGAAGAACGAGGCUGAGACCCUGAAGGCCAAGCUGGAGGAGGAGCGGGCCAAGCUGCACGACGUGGAGCUUCAUCAGGUGGCAGAGCGUGUGGAGGCACUGGGCCAGUUUGUGAUGAAGACCAGGAGAACCCUGAAGGGCCAUGGAAAUAAAGUUCUCUGUAUGGACUGGUGCAAAGACAAGAGAAGAGUUGUGAGCUCUUCCCAGGAUGGGAAGGUGAUCGUGUGGGAUUCCUUCACCACCAACAAGGAACAUGCAGUGACGAUGCCCUGUACCUGGGUGAUGGCGUGUGCGUAUGCUCCCUCUGGAUGUGCCAUUGCUUGUGGAGGCCUGGACAACAAGUGCUCUGUGUACCCUCUGACAUUUGACAAAAAUGAAAAUAUGGCUGCAAAGAAGAAAUCGGUUGCAAUGCACACAAACUACCUGUCUGCCUGCAGCUUCACUAACUCAGACAUGCAGAUCCUGACAGCAAGUGGAGAUGGAACGUGUGCUCUCUGGGAUGUUGAGAGUGGGCAGCUUCUACAGAGUUUCCAUGGUCAUGGAGCUGAUGUCCUCUGCCUGGAUCUGGCUCCUUCUGAAACGGGAAAUACAUUUGUCUCUGGGGGAUGUGACAAGAAAGCCAUGAUUUGGGACAUGCGAUCCGGUCAGUGCGUCCAGUCAUUUGAAACCCACGAUUCAGAUAUCAACAGUGUCAGAUAUUACCCAAGUGGAGAUGCUUUUGCCUCUGGUUCAGACGAUGCCACGUGUCGUUUAUAUGACCUUCGUGCAGACAGAGAAGUAGCAAUUUAUUCCAAAGAGAGCAUCAUUUUUGGAGCAUCCAGCGUGGACUUCUCUCUCAGUGGUCGCCUCCUGUUUGCAGGCUAUAAUGAUUACACCAUAAAUGUCUGGGACGUGCUGAAAGGGUCCCGUGUAUCCAUUCUGUUUGGACAUGAAAAUCGUGUCAGCACCUUGAGGGUCUCUCCUGACGGGACAGCAUUCUGCUCGGGCUCCUGGGACCACACUCUCCGAAUUUGGGCUUAACCUGAGAUCCUGUAUGCAGACUCAAAUGAAGAUAUCCUGGACUAAAAAAACUGCAUUAAAAAGCUACCCCUCAAAAUGAAGUAUUUUGUGCGGUACAAAACAUUGACACUGAGCCCACCCAGAUUAAGACAGCUAGGUAGAAAAUGUAAUCUGCUUGAACACAUAGCAAACAUCAACUUGUCUUAAAAUGAAAUGUUUUAAAUUCUGUUUUGAACCUAUCUUCUUUUACUAGAACUAGUUUAGAUAAUUAUAAAAGGACUUUUCUCAGAAGUCACCUGCAUCAUAAAAUUAUUUCAGUGCACAUUAUGUACUUAUUUGCAUGAAUUGAGUUUCUUUUUAAAGUAAAAAAGAAAAAAGGAGAAAAAAUAUUCCUGAUUUUAUCAGGAUGUAGCAUAAGACUUUGGAAACAUUCCAUAGUAGUGCAUGGAAUUUUGGUGUUGAAAAGCAGAAAGAAAACCAAUUCUGAUACUUUAUGAUGGCGUUAUGGAUGACUGAACCUUGGUAACAAGUAGAGGAGCAAAGGACCUACUGUGAAGGUACAGGCUGUUGUGAUAAAAAUGUAUUUUUUGUACAAAAAAGGAAUCCUUUCAAUCCCUGUUUUUUUCCUACUGUCUUUUUAGAUAGAAAUAAGUAUUUCAUCUCUGUUACCUGAGUAUGAAGAAUCUAAAUAUAUACAAAAUUAUAAACUGCAAAGAUGAGGGAUAUAAACAUGAUUUACAUAAUCAUGAGGUAAUACUUAACCAGUAGUUUCUUAGAAAUUUUUAAUUGUAUCACUUGGUGAGUGAAUUUUCUUUUACUUAAAGGAAUACUACAUGCUAAGCACUAAGGGAUACUCUAAGCACUAAGCACUGUUAUACUGAUGGUCAAGUCUUUUCCAAGUCAGUCAUAGUCAUAUUAUGGUCAUGAUUCUUACUUGCAUUUUGAGCAGUUCAUGCCACUUGUGUCAGGGCAAUGCAGUUUAAAGGUGUGUAAAGCAGUACGUGCCCAUUUUCAGGUCCUUCUGCAGUGUCAGAGCAGUGUACGUUCAUGCAAAUGUGGGUCAAACCUUUCAAGCCAAAUUGUCCAGUCCUUACUCAGCCAGUGAUCUGCCACUGGCAUGGACACAGUUUUGUUGUAAUUGUACUUGAGAAUGAACAACAAAUGAGUGAGAUGUUGAAAACCUGCUGCAAACCCCAGUCCUGCCAGCAUUUGUUUCCGUGCUCAGCAGAUCCUGUGAGCCCAUCUGAUCCAGCAGCUGGUGGGCUUCAGGGAAGCAGUACAGCCCCCCAUGCAGCUGGCAGCCCCCAGCCCCCUCUGAGAGCAUCAGAUUGUAAUGCAAACUGCAGAGCUGAUACUGUAGAAUCAAGAUUUAAUCAGAUAAAGCUGAGAGAUAGUUAAUUAUGAAACUAUUGGGAAAAUAUAUCUCUAUUUAUACAUGGAAAAAAAGGAGACUAGAGAGUGUGACCUCUGCUCAUGCUGCUGGGUAGUAACUAUAACAGGAGCAGAGGCACACAGGGAGCAAAGUGCUGGAGUAAUGCUGAGAGCUUGCACUUGUCUGGCCUUUGAAAUGCAAGUGGUGAAAUACAUCUCUGAGAAGAUUAAAUAUAUGAUUUGUAUUUCAAUUGAAGCAGGAGAAAACAAGGAUCACAGGCUUGCUGAUUGCUGGAGCUGACUAUUCACCCAAGUUUGAUGAUAACCUCAUUCUAUUUUAAAGUAGGGGCUUUUUGCAGUUCUAUAAAAACUAUAUUAGAAACAAAGUCUCCUCAUUCAUGAAAACAUUAGGUUCCAUGAAUUCAUAACCAGUUAAUCUAGGACACUGACAUUUGUGUCAGCCUCCAAUUCCUAAUGAAAUCGUUCAGCUGUUUUCACUUGGAAAAGUCAACUCUGAUGCUUUGCAAUAUUUGUGGCAAACCGUCCCUGUAACGAACUGAAUGCACUAUGGAAAUGUCAUAUAGAGCUCACUGUGCAAUACUGAGUCAAUACACUGUACACAUUUGAUCAAAAGAUUAAUAUUAAUGUUUAGAUAGUAUUUAUUGGUAAGAUGUUUGUUUCAAACAUACUACAUUGUGUUGAUAUUUAUGAAUGGCCUAAAUACAAUAAAUUGUAUUUUACAUAUUGAGAACAUGUA